Physeter macrocephalus (sperm whale) is the source of this 1711-nucleotide messenger RNA. RefSeq names its product RNA polymerase I subunit E (gene POLR1E). Gene Ontology annotation, cellular component: RNA polymerase I complex. The coding region runs from base 106 to 1365 and encodes 419 amino acids. NCBI's taxonomy places the organism in Eukaryota, Metazoa, Chordata, Mammalia, Artiodactyla, Physeteridae. The record is from RefSeq and is a predicted model, not a curated record. Gene Ontology annotation, molecular function: DNA binding. The transcript has 12 exons. Gene Ontology annotation, biological process: RNA polymerase I preinitiation complex assembly; DNA-templated transcription; transcription elongation by RNA polymerase I.
CGAGGCCACGCCUCUUCCUGCCCGGAACGUUGCUUCCGCGUGUGCUUAAACGCGCUGCUGCCCGCGGCUGUUUUAGCUCCUGGGCUUGGCGUCUGGAGAGGCGAGAUGGCGGCGGAGGUGUUGCCGAGUGCGAGGUGGCUGUACUGUGGAGAGCCCGACGAGAGCCAGAGAGCUCUACUGGUCCAGUUCUCCAAUGGGAAGCUACAGAAUCCAGGCAACAUGCGCUUUACCUUGUACAAGAGCAAUGACUCCACAAACCCCAGGAAGAGGAGUCAGCGGAUCCUGGCAGCUGAAACAGACAGACUUAACUAUGUGGGAAACAAUUUUGGGACUGGAGCCCUGAAAUGCAACGCUCUCUGCAGGCACUUUGUGGGAAUUUUGAACAAGACCUCUGGCCAAAUGGAAGUAUAUGAUGCUGAAUUGUUCAAUAUGCAGCCGCUGUUUUCCGAUGAAUCAGUUCAGAGUGAAUCGACACUGGAGAGUCACACCAAAUCUUUUAGAGAAAAGAUGGAUUCUUGCAUUGAAGCCUUUGGUACCACCAAACAGAAGCGGGCUCUGAACUCCAGGAGAAUGAACAAAGUUGGCAGUGAAUCUUUGAAUAGUGCAGUGGCUAAAGCUGCAGAGAGUAUAAUUGAUACAAAGGGUGUGACUGCCCUGGUCAGUGACGCCAUCCAUGAUGACUUGCAGGAUGACUCCCUCUACCUCCCUCCCUGCCACGCUGAUGCAGCCAAGCCUGAAGACGUGUAUAAAUUUGAAGACCUUCUUUCCCCUGCGGAGUAUGACGCUCUUCAGAGCCCAUCUGAAGCUUUCAGGAAUGUCACCUCAGAAGAAAUACUGAAGAUGAUUGAAGAGAACAGUCACUGCUCCUUUGUCAUAGAAGCGUUGAAGUCUUUGCCAUCAAGUGAGGAGAGCCGAGACCGCCAGGCCCGGUGCAUAUGGUUUCUGGACACUCUCAUCAGAUUUCGAGCACAGAAAGUGAUUAAGCGGAAAAGUGCCCUGGGACCUGGAGUUCCCCACAUCAUUAACACCAAACUGCUGAAGCACUUUACGUGCUUGAUCUACAACAAUGGCAGUUUGCGGAACUUAAUUUCAGACUCUAUGAAGGCAAAGAUCACUGCCUAUGUGAUCAUACUGGCUUUGCACAUAAACGACUUCCAGAUUGACCUGACGGUGUUACAGAGGGACUUGAAGCUCAGUGAGAAAAGGAUGAUGGAGAUAGCGAAAGCCAUGAGGCUGAAGAUCUCUAAAAGAAGGGUUUCUCUGGCAGUGGGCAGGGAGGAGGAUCACAAACUCGGCACCCUGUCCAUCCCACUGCCCCCAGCCCAGGCCUUGGACCGUCAGUCAAAGCGGAGGAAAAUCACCUAGAGGUGUGCUUUCCAGACAGAGCAUUUUGGCCACAUCAUAGCCACUCCUUCUACCCAUUUGCAUUUUUGUUUGUAAAGAAAGAGGGAUAAAGAAGCUGUGCUUUGGCACGGGUAUGAAGCCAGAAGCCAGCAUAUCAGUUGUGCUGGUCUUAAGCAGAAACAUAAAGUGUUGGCCCUGUUGGACUCCAUCUCCCUCCUUUGGUGUCGCCGUGGUUGUAAAUGGCAGAUGGUUCGUGUGUGGGAUGUGGGAGGGUGGGCCUGGGGUAGGCGGAGACAAAAGAUCUCACAGGCUGAACCCUGGACCACAUCUGACGGAUAAAGGUUAAUAAAGAGAAAUGUGAAGUGCU